Podarcis lilfordi (Lilford's wall lizard) is the source of this 22858-nucleotide messenger RNA. NCBI's taxonomy places the organism in Eukaryota, Metazoa, Chordata, Lepidosauria, Squamata, Lacertidae. The record is from the annotation of a GenBank genome assembly.
AUGACAUCUGUGAGUACAUAAGCAGCAUUCAUUGGCAUACAACCUGUCAUAAUGCAAACAUUCCUAGAGCCUCCUCCAUGAAUUGGUCUGAUCCUCUUUUAAAACUACCCAACCAGGUCACCAAGUUAGCUAAUUCCAUUGAUUAGCUGUCGCUCCAUAAUACCAUAUUGGUCCGAAUAUAAGCCACACCUUUAAAAUUCAACAGGGGAAAAAAAGACAAUACCCGAAUAUAAGCCGCUCCCUUAAAAUUCCACAGGCACUCACAAACGUUCUGUUUUACCAUAUGUCUGUUUGAGCAGCAAUAUCGUAAAAAAGCAAAUUUUUGUAAGGUCAUCAAUUUAAGCCGCACUUUAACUUUUCAUGGUUGGAAUUUGGGGGAAAAACUGCGGCUUAUAUUCAGGCCAAUACAGAAUUUGGAAGAUAUUUAGCAAUAAGAAAGGAGCUCCUGGACAAGUAGCUAAAUGGAGCUAAACCCUUGUGAAUGAUAUGAACUCAUUUAAUUACACCAACAUUAGACAGGAUUAUAGCGAAACUGAAGGGUGGGAAUAUAUUUACCCUUCAAAAUUAGGGCCAUGAUACCUGAAGUAUCUUUCUAUAUGUACCUCUUCUAACCAGAUAUGUACACCUGAAAGCAGACCGGGAUCUACGAAAGAGGGUGAGGGACUGAUGAGAUAUGGUUCUGCUGCACAGCCCCAAGCUAUGUCCCCACAGCUAUUGUCAGCACUAACCAAAGUUUCCAGAAGGUCACCUUCAUGUAGAACCCAUUGCAGUAAUCCAAAUGGGAGGUCACUAGUGCUGAUCUUGACAGGAAGAUAAUGCCACAGGCCAGCAUGGGGAGAUGAUGGGGGUAAGGAGGAAAAGGACACAGAAUAAGAGCUCUCUCGUAACUUGCAGACCUCAUUUGACUCAGAGGGAAUUAUCUUACCCGCUCUCUCCAAUUUCAGUGUUUGGUGGAAGGAGAACUAUGCCUCUAUGCAGAAGGAGGACACCAGGAUGAGGUGGGUGCUAGAAGGUGGAGUGCAAGUCAGCAUGCAGAAGAGGCAUGGGGUUAAGGCAGAGGGAGGGCCCCCCAGACUCCCAGACUAUCCCUGUGCCUUUAACCUCUCAGCUGACUUCUCCAUCUCUUCCUUGAUUAGUCUGCUUCAUCUGAGGUUACAGCCUGUUUUCCUUUUUCUCCUCCUAUUUCUCUCUUGGAGCCUUCAAAGUAUCCCCUGAGACAACAAAUGACCAGGCAGGGCUGCCUUUUUCUUCUCAAGUCUAGUUCAUAAGUCUAGAACUUGAUACCUUUUCCUUCCAAGUAUUUCCUACAAUAACCAGCUUUACUGUUUUCUUAUGUACAAGCAUCUGUCGGUGUGUGAUUGCGACAGGUAAAGUCUGCUCUCUUAAAGUCUAUUCACAAGAUCUAUGCUGUUUACUGACCCAAGAGCUUCAGAAGGUAAAGGGGGUCAAUAAGAGCAAGCUUUAUUUCAACAAAUUAUUGGCCCAUUUAUCCCAAUAGCGUGGGAGAAAGGAGAUCUACCUUAUAACUAGAGUGAAUGAUUUCAGCAAGAAACCAAAUACUUUUUCAUUCCCUUCCCAACAAAAAAGGACGACUUUAAAGGUUCUAAGCUGAAAAGCCCCCUGUGACAGACAUCAGAGCCAGACCCCAAUCUGGUGAUGCAGUUACUUAGAAUUCCACCAGAAUUUUCACCAGGGAAAUGUUAGAGGGUAUAAAAAAGGUAAAGGGACCCCUGACCAUUAGGUCCAGUCGUGACCGACUCUCGGGUUGCGGCGCUCAUCUCGCUUUAUUGGCCGAGGGAGCCGGCGUACAGCUUCCGGGUCAUGUGGCCAGCAUGACUAAGCCGCUUCUGGUGAACCAGAGCAGCGCACAGAAAUGCCGUUUACCUUCCUGCCGGAGCGGUACCUAUUUAUCUACUUGCACUUUGACGUGCUUUCGAACUGCUAGGUUGGCAGGAGCAGGGACUGAGCAACGGGAGCACACCCCGUUGUGGGGAUUCGAACCGCUGACCUUCUGAUCGGCAAGUCCUAGGCACUGUAGUUUAACCCACAGCGCCACCCGCGUCCCGUUAGAGGGUAUAGAGUUAUGCAAACCCCAAGCCAAGGAGUAACUACCAGUAUAUAGCCUUUAAAAGACAUCUGAAGCCAGCAAUGUCUUGGGAAGUUUUGUAAUGUUUUAUGUUUUGUUAUGUUUUUAUAUAUGUUGGAAGCCACCUAGAGUGGCUGAGGAUGUUGGCUUUUUGCAGUAUGGUAGCACUGCAGAGAGCUUGCUGGGGAGACCAUGCAUUAAAAAGGGACUCAAAAAUAACUUAAACAAGGUUUUAAUUACAAAAACAAAAACUCCUUAUACACUAAAUACAUUAACAAACAAACAUGACCCAACCACCAACCCAUCCCCCAGGGUAAUGGGAGAGCUAGGUGCUGCUCCUUAUAUACUACACCCAAUUGCUGACAGAGCUUAAUCAAUACAACUCAGCAGCACCUGCUAUGUUUCACAGCUGUAAAGCUGGGUCUCGUUAUUUAGCUCUGGCCCUUUCUCUGGCCCCUUAAAGACAUACACAUCGGGUGGAACAAUGAUGAACCUUUACAUUUAAAGAAACCAUUCAACAGAGGAAUCCCAGUCAGAUGGCUGGUGUAUAAAUAAUAAAAUCAUCAUCAUCAUUAUCAUUAUUGAAUUGGACACCCCAAUUUUCUUCAGAGAAAUGUUUGAAGAUAUACACCAUUUGAAUGGCAAUGCCUGUCAACUUUGGGGGAGGGAGGCCCCUCAAAUAUUUUUCCGGUGGGGGAAACACCCCUUAGCCCCUAGGCGUUGGCUCCUUUGUUUUCUGGCUAGAAUGUGUCCUUGAACUUCAAUAAAUGCCUCUUGUUUGCUAGGAAAGAGAAGGGCUUGUAUCAAAACUCCAUCACUAUUUAGAAGACAAAAUGUUGUUGUGUUGUUGUUUAGUCGUUUAGUCGUGUCUGACUCUUCAUGACCCCAUGGAUCAGAGCACACCAGACACUUCUGUCUUCCACUGCCUCCCGCAGUUUGGUCAAACUCAUGUUGGUAGCUUCGAAGACACUAUCCAACCAUCUCGUCCUCUGUCGUCCCCUUCUCCUUGUGCCCUCCAUCUUUCCCAGCAUCAGGGUCUUUUCCAGGGAGUCUUCUCUUCUCAUGAGGUGGCCAAAGUAUUGGAGCCUCAGCUUCACGAUCUGUCCUUCCAGUGAGCACUCAGGGCUGAUUUCCUUAAGAAUGGAUAGGUUUGAUCUUCUUGCAGUCCAUGGGACUCUCAAGAGUCUCCUCCAGCACCAUAAUUCAAAAGCAUCAAUUCUUCGGCGAUCAGCCUUCUUUAUGGUCCAUCUUUCACCUCCAUACAUCACUACUGGGAAAACCAUAGCUUUUACUAUACGGACCUUUGCUGGCAAGGUGAUGUCUCUACUUUUUAAGAUGCUGUCUAGGUUUUUCAUUGCUUUUCUCCCAAGAAGCAGGCGUCUCUUAAUUUCGUGGCUGCUGUCGCCAUCUGCAGUGAUCAUGGAGCCCAAGAAAGUAAAAUCUCUCACUGCCUCCAUUUCUUCCCCUUCUAUUUGCCAGGAGGUGAUGGGACCAGUGGCCAUGAUCUUCGUUUUUUUGAUGUUGAGCUUCAGAACAUAUUCUGCGCUUUCCUCUUUCACCCUCAAUAAAAGGUUCUUUAAUUCCUCCUCACUUUCUGCCAUGAAGGUUGUAUCAUCUGCAUAUCUUAAUUCCGGCUAGGGAUUCAUCCAGCCUAGCCUUUCGCAUGAUGAAUUCUGCAUAUAAGUUAAAUAAGCAGGGAGACCAUAUACAGCCUUGUCGUACUCCUUUCCCAAUUUUAAACCAAUCAGUUGUUCCAUAUCCAGUUCUAACUGUAGCUUCUUGUCCCACAUAGAGAUUUCUCAGGAGACAGAUGAGGUGAUCAGGCACUCCCAUUUAUUUAAGAACUUGCCAUAGUUUGCUGUGGUCGACACAGUCAAAGGCUUUUGCAUAGUCAAUGAAGCAGAAGUAGAUGUCUUUCUGGAACUCUCUAGCUUUCUCCAUAAUCCAGCGCAUGUUUGCAAUUUGGUCUCUGGUUCCUCUGCCUCUUCUAAAUCCAGCUUGCACUUCUGGGAGUUCUCGGUCCACAUACUGCUUGAGCCUUCCUUGUAGAAUUUUAAGCAUAACCUUACUAGCGUGUGAAAUGAGUGCAAUUGUGCAGUAGUUGGAGCAUUCUUUGGCACUGCCCUUCUUUGGGAUUGGGAUGUAGACUGAUCUUCUCCAAUCCUCUGGUCACUGCUGAGUUUUCCAAACUUGCUGGCAUAUUGAGUGUAGCACCUUAACAGCAUCAUCUUUUAAAAUUUUAAAUAGUUCAGCUGGAAUACCAUCACUUCCACUGGCCUUGUUAUUUGAAGUGCUUUCUAAGGCCCAUUUGACUUCACUCUCCAGGAUGUCUGGCUCAAGGUCAGCAACCACACUACCUGGGGUGUACGAGCCAUCCAUAUCUUUCUGGUAUAAUUCCUCUGUGUAUUCUUGCCACCUCAAAAAUAAAAGUGCCCAUUUCUGAAGCAGGUGGCUUUCAGAAAAAUCAAGAACGUCCUGCUGAUUUCUACUUCUGGUGGCUGCUGGGAGGGACCCUCCCUGCCCCUGGCAGAAGAGGGAGAUUUCUUUGGAAAUGUCUUACAGUGUGAGAACACCUGAUCCUUCCUAUUCAAUGAUGUCCCUCUCCUCAUCAAGAAAAAGAGUGAGGAGAGUUACACAGUCCUCAACUGUGCCGUGCUUGACCAGCUGUCCACAGAGAAAACUGUAAAGCUGGAUGCUGCCUCUUUUUAUAAAGAAAUGAAAUAAAGAAAUGAAAAGUGGAGUUGCAUGUGCAGCAAUCAAAUCUGUGCAAGAGCAGGAUUAGCUCCCAUUGUGUGCAUGGACAGUGCCAACCUCUUUACUCACCACACUGUCCUGACAGGGGCAGUGAUACUGAUGUUGGCAGGAUGUUAACGCUGACAUUGAUGUGCCGUCCCUGAUAAUGUGUGCUCUCUUAAUUAUGAGGGAUGAAAGACGCCACAGUAUUUUGUGUGGGAGGGCAAGCACCACAAAAAUGAAGACGUGUUGGAAAUCACAUGCACCUCUUCCCUUUGGAGGAGGGGUUGGGAAAAUUCACAUACCUCCACAUACACUCCACCCUGUGUGAAAAACAACAACAGCAACCAGGAAAGCCUGCAAUCUCUGAACAGAUUACGAAAUUACUUUUUUUUCUUCUCAAUUGAAAGCAAUGUGGGUUGGCCGAGGAUGUUCUCUUGCAUAUGCUGUAGACUGUUCUUCUACAAAAGCCACUUGGCAUCAGUCAAAGGGGAGGUCCCUACCUCUGUGCUUCUGAGCUGAAGGAAAAUGGCAUUUGGUGGAACUCUGUGGAUGCUGCUAUUAUAUAUGAUCAUUUUCAUUCACUUCUUGCUGUUUGCACGGGGAGUUUAUUAUCAUUUUACAAAGACCCACAUUCCUCCAGGAAUCACCCACGGCAGAAAAUUAUAUAUAUUUUCUUUUGCAUUGGGAUAUUUCCUUGAACUGGUAAGUUUGUUUUACAUAUAUCACAAUCAAGGGGUUGGGGUGAUACUCCCCCCCCCCCAUUAAAAAAGGCUGCAGUGUUUGGGAUUUUUUAGUUUAGAGAAAAGGCAAGCUGCAGGUGACAUGAUAGCAGUCUAUAAAAUUUGUGCAUGUCAUGGAGAAAGUGGAUAGAGAAAAAUGUUUCUCCCUGUCUCAUGACACUAGAACUAAAUGUUGGAAGAUUCAGGAAAGCUAUAAGAGGGGACUUGUUCGCACUGGACAUUUUCAAACUAUGGAAGUCUCUUUCACAGGGGCAGUGAUGGCUGCCAAGUUGGAUAACUAUCCCAAUUCACAAAGGAGAGGGCUAUAGAUGGCUGCUAGCCAGCAUGGCUAUGCUCUGCCUCUACAGCUCAAGGCAGCAAUGCUUCUGUACACCAUAGGGGAAGGGGACAGGGCUCCUGUGCUCAGAUCCUGCUGGAAGGUUUCCCACAGGCACUGUGAGAAUAAUCUGCUGGACUAGAUGGGCCAUUGGCCGGGACCAACAGGCUCUUUUUACAUUCUUAUUGGGGGGGGGGGCGCUUAAUGCCAGCCCAAACUCCAAGAGGUGAGUGGUGAAUGAAAGGAUAUACAGUGGUACCUUGGUUUGCAUACAUAUUGGUUUGCAUACAUUUUGGAUUACAAACAAGUCAAACCUGGAAGUGCGUGUCCCGGUUUGCAACCUUUUUUUGGAUUACAACCCAUUUUUUUGGAUUAUGAAAAAAAAAUUUGGGGAGGCCCCUGUGGCGAAAGCGCGCCUUGGGUUACAACCCAAGGGACCGAUUCAGAUGGUCCGAUUCGGAUGGACCGAUUCGGAUGGUCCGCCCCCGCCACUUAAUGGAUCCAACUGGCUUCCAGAGAGUGGUAGGGGAUGUUUUAUCCCAAGUUGAUGGCCUUUCAGCUGAUUCCCUGGUGGCCCGCUGGAAUGCGGAGUUAACCAGGGCAAUUGACUGUCUGGCUCCGAAGCGCCCUCUCCGAUUGCAUGGAGCCCGGACAGCCCCGUGGUUUUCCCCGGAGCUGAGGGUGAUGAAACAAUCGUUGAGACAGCUAUAGCGCCGGUGGCGGAAAACUCAUUCUGAAUCAGACCGGACACGGGCGAGAGCUCAACGUCGAGCCUACCAAGUGGCAAUGGCGACGGCGAAGAGGGCCUUCUUCACCGCCUCCAUUGCAUCUGCAGAAAACAGCAGCAGGAGACUUUUUCAGGUGGUUCGCAAUCUAUCAGAACCACCUGUACCACCGGGGCCUGGUAGGGACCCCAAGAUCUCCUGCAAUGCUUUUGCAAAGUUUUUUGCAGAUAAAGUCGCUCAGAUUCAGAGGGAGGUAGACUCCACCAUGGGAGCAGGGCCAGGGCGGGAGAGUGCUAGAGUUCUGUCUAGUCCUGUUACAUGGGAUCAAUUCCAAUCUGUUACCUCCGAGGAUGUGGACAGGCUGCUUGGACAAGUGAAACCGACCACCUGUCUCCUUGAUCCUUGCCCAUCCUGGCUGAUAAAAGCGAGCCGGGAAGGGCUGGGCUAUGGGCUCUGCGGGGUAGUGAAUGCUUCCCUCUGUGAGGGAGCCUUCCCAGACCCGCUGAAAGAGGCAGUCAUUAAACCGCUUCUUAAAAAAACAUCUUUAAACCCAGCCAAUUUGGCCAAUUAUCGCCCAGUCUCAAAUUUACCAUUCUUGGGCAAGGUGAUUGAGCGGGUGGUUGCCAAACAACUCCAAGCACGCCUGCAGGAUGCGGACCAUUUGGAUCCCUUCCAAUCGGGAUUCAGGCCUCACCAUGGGACUGAAACUGCCUUGGUCGCACUGGUUGAUGAUCUCCGGCGGGCUAGGGACAAAGGUGAGAGCUGUUUCCUAGUUCUGCUGGAUCUCUCAGCGGCCUUUGACACCAUCGACCAUAACAUCCUUCUGGACCGUCUAGAUGGGCUGGGAGCUGGGGGCACUGUUAUACGGUGGUUCCGCUCCUUUCUCCUGGGCCGUGUCCAGAAAGUGGUGGUGGGGGAUGAGUGUUCAGACCCCUGGACUCUCACUUGUGGGGUGCCUCAGGGUUCCGUCCUCUCCCCCAUGUUCAUCAGUAUGCAGAUGACACCCAGCUCUACCUCUCCUUUAAAUCAGAACCAGUGAAGGCGGUGAAGGUCCUGUGUGAGUGCCUGGAAGCGGUUGGAGGAUGGAUGGCGGCUAACAGAUUGAGGCUGAAUCCUGACAAGACAGAAGUGCUGUUUUGGGGGGACAGGGGGCCGUCAGGUGUGGGGGAUUCCCUGGUCCUGAAUGGGGUAACUGUGCCCCUGAAGGACCAGGUGCGCAGCCUGGGAGUCAUUUUGGACUCACAGCUGUCCAUGGAGGCACAGGUUAAUUCUGUGUCCAGGGCAGCUGUCUACCAGCUCUACCUGGUACACAGGCUAAGACCCCACCUGCCCGCGGACUGUCUUGCCAGAGUGGUGCAUGCUCUAGUUAUCUCCCACUUGGACUACUGCAACGCGCUCUACGUGGGGCUACCUUUGAAGGUGACCCGGAAACUGCAAUUAAUCCAGAAUGCGGCAGCUAGACUGGUGACUGGGAGUGGCCGCCGGGACCACAUAACACCGGUUCUGAGAGAUCUGCAUUGGCUCCCAGUAUGUUUCCGAGCACAAUUCAAAGUGAUGGUGCUGACCUUUAAAGCCCUAAACGGCCUCGGUCCUGUAUACCUGAAGGAGCAUCUCCACCCCCAUCGUUCAGCCCGGACACUGAGAUCCAGCGCCGAGGGCCUUCUGGCGGUUCCCUCACUGCGAGAGGCCAAGUUACAGGGAACCAGGCAGAGGGCCUUCUCGGUAGUGGCGCCUGCCCUGUGGAAUGCCCUCCCAGCAGAUGUCAAAGCAAUAAACAGCUAUUUUGCUUUUAAAAGACAACUGAAGGCUUUAGGGAAGUUUUUAAUGUCUGAUGCUGUACUGUUUUUAAUAUUCAGUUGGAAGCCGCCCAGAGUGGCUGGGGAAACCAGCCAGAUCGGUGGGGUAUAAAUAAUAAAUUAUUAUUAUUAUUAUUAUUAUUAUUAUUAUUAUUAUUAUUAUAUUAACCUGUUUUGGUUUACAAAUGGAUCUCCGGAAUGGAUUAUGGUUGUAAAGCAAGGUACCACUGUACAAUGUAGUUGCCCCACAUAUGAGAGGUUCAUUCCACAGGCAGUGCAUAUAUGCAAAAUAUGAUUUUUAUAUGCAAAGCUAUCUGAGGCUGAUCAUAAAUGCUGAAUGUUUUGUUUUAAACAGGGAGUGUUUCUGGAAAAACUGGGCAUUUGCCAUAGAUAUGUCAUCUGCAGGGCUGCGUACGAUGCCAUACCAACAAGGAAGGAUUUAAACUUGAUCAGAAAGGACCUGGUUUUUGAUGGGGUGCCUGUGAGGGUGUACUGGCCCAAGACACCAGCUGCUGGGAACAGGAGAGGAAUCAUCUAUCUUCAUGGAGGCACUGGACUCAUCGGAAGCAUCCGUAAGUUCUUUGAAAGAGUCUCAAAAUGGUUCACUGUAUUGUUUGAGGAGAAUUUGGGCUGGCACAUUAGUAUAAAAGUCCAGAAAUGUUUGCUAUGGAGGGCUUCGGGUGGUUUGUACUGCCCCUGUAGGCAGUUUAAGUUUAAUGCAAGAUGGGACCAUGAGGCAAGAAAACGGGGCUGAGGCCCCCUGUUACAAAGGCGUGCAGUUCUGUAGUAAUUCUGUGAACGGCCCUGAGACCUCCGGGUAUAGGGCGGUAGAUAAAUUCAAUAAAUAAGUAGAAAUACAUAAAUUAAAAUUCCUAGUGUCACAGUCAAUGAAAAAUCCUAAAAAUGUCAAAGAAGGUGUUUCUGCUUCAUGUACCAAGGGACUUUUAUGAAAGGGCUUUAAGAGGAGAUCAGAAAUAACUGGAAAGAAGCCAAGAAAUGUAGGUGGAAGUUUGGUUUUGGUUUUUACCCACUGACACUGCUUGAUCUCUGCUACAGAUCAGGAGAGGGUAAAACCACAGAAUGCCCCAUUUACAAAGAGUUCAAUGCAACUGAGUUUUUCCCAGGGAACUUCAUUAAAAGUUGUUGUUUUCUACAAUCAAGUGGCAUACAGUAUACAAUUUAUGACAUAAAAAUAAAUAAAUAAGCUCAUCUAAAUUAGCUAUAUCUCUUGAUUUCAACAGAUUUACUUUUAGGAGGACUAACCCUGUGUCAACUCACAAUGAUUUCAGUGUGAAUGAGCAGGGGAAAUUGUAAUGGAGGGGUUGUGGGGCUUGUGUUUUCUUCCAGGAGCCUGUGAAAACGUCUGCUGUUCCAUUGUCCACGAAAGUGAUUCAGUGGUUGUGAAUGUCGGGUAAGUGGUUUCACACUCUUGGUAUCCGAAACAAUGCGUAAUGCCUCUCAGCUUCCAACCUUUCCUGAGUCCAGAGGAAUGAUGAUGAUGAUGAAGAUGAUAAUUCUUUUUAUGAUGCCCAUCUGACUGGGUUGCCAUGCACCCAAUGAAAAAAAUAGUAAAAAGACAAUACAUCAAACACUAAAAACCUCCCUGGACAGGGCUGCCUUCAGAUGUCUUUUAAAAAUCACAUAGAUGUUUAACUCCUUGAAAUCUGCUGGGGGGGGGGGCAUUCCACAGAGCGGGUGCAGCUACCAAAAAGGCCCUCUGCCUGGUUCCCUGUUACCUCACCUUUCACAAUGAGGGAACCACAAGCAGACCCUCAGAGCUGGGUUGGACGAUGGGGAUGGAAAUGCUCCUUCAGGUAUACAGGUCCAAAGCUGUUUAGGGCUUUAAAGGUUAGCACCAACAUUUUGAAUUGUGCUCGGAAGCCUACUGGGAUCUGUGGUAAGAAUUCACUUCAACACCACCUUGUCGUUACCCAGGUGAGAAACCACCUUUUAAAUCACAGAAAAUUAUUUUCAGGUCCAGCAUCUUGGUUAGACACCUGGUGUUUUUAUCUAUCUAUUGCAAUACGACAGAGCUCAAUUCAAUGUGCCCGUUAAGAAGGUCUGUCCGAGGCACAUCAGCUCAAAAGCUUAUAUCAGUGGUCGGCAACGUGCAGCCCAUGGGCCAGAUGCGGCCCACGAAGACCGUUUUACAGGCCCAUGAGCCACCCUGGAACCGGGCCGCCCGCUGGUCAAGUCCCCCGCGUGCUGCGCUAAACCGACGCAGCGCAGCGCGGGGACUCACGAGCGGUGCUGGAAAUCGCUUCUGCGCAUGCCCAGACACCGAAAACCACUUUUGUGCAGGCACAAUUUUCAGCAUCUGGGCAUGCGCAGACGCGAUUUCUGGCCCCGUGGACGUGCGCAGACGUGAUUUCCAGUGUCGCGCUGUGCCAGUCUGUCCCACGGACGAUCUCCGUGGGAGUAGUUCAGCCCAUGGCCGGUAAGCGUUGCCGACCCCUGGUUUAUAUAGUAACACAGCACACAAAGAGUCAUAAAACUUCCCCUUCACAUGUGUCAAGAAAGGUCACAGUCUUCCUGCUAUCAAUCUCUCCCCCCCCCCCCCAGUACCUUGGGAUGUCCACAAGUGACUAGGUCGUUGGACCAUUCUAGGUAUCGGAUGUCCCAUGUUGCCCUGGCAAGCUAGCCCAUUAUCACUCUUUAUUGACAUUCUUCCAUCUCUCUUUCAGGAAACUUCCAAGGAUUUCUGAUAAACACCACUUUCAGAGUUAGAUAAGGAAAGAUGGAAUGCAAUGUAGGAUGCAGAGACUCAUAACCGCAGAACACACAAAGUCUUGCUCAUUUUUAAAGGUUAAAUGGAAUAAAAAGUGAAACAUUGAACAUUAUUAAAAUAAAAAUACAAGGCAUGACCAGAAAGUUUGGUGAAUGGUCAAAGAAAUCGGACAGCGAGAAAUAUUUGAACAUACAUACCUUGUUGUUGUUUAGUCAUGUCCGACUCUUCGUGACCCCAUGGAUCAGAGCACGGCAGGCACUCCUGUCUUCCACUGCCUCCCGCAGUUUGGUCAAACCCAUGCUGGUAGCUUCGAGAACACUAUCUAACCAUCUCGUCCUCUGUUGUCCCCUUCUCCUUGUGCCCUCCAUCUUUCCCAACAUCAGGGUCUUUUCCAGGGAGUCUUCUCUUCUCAUGAGGCGGCCAAAGUAUUGGAGCCUCAGCUUCACGAUCUGUCCUUCCAGUGAGCACUCAGGGCUGAUUUCCUUAAGAAUGGAUAGGUUUGAUCUUCUUGCAGUCCAUGGGUCUCUCAAGAGUCUCCUCCAGCACCAUAAUUCAAAAGCAUCAAUUCUUCGGCGAUCAGCCUUCUUUAUGGUCCAUCUUUCACUUCCAUACAUCACUACAGUGGCGCCCUGCAAGACAAAUGCCUCGCAAGACGAAAAACUCGCUAGACGAAAGGGUUUUUCGUUUUUUGAGCUGCUUCGCAAGACGAUUUUCCCUAUGGGCUUGCUUCGCAAGACGGAAACGUUUUGCAAGUUUGUUUCCUUUUUCUUAACACCGUUAAUACAGUUGCGACUUGACUUCGAGGAGCAACUCAUAGAACGCGGUGUGGUAGCCUUUUUUGAGGUUCUUAAAGACUUUGGUGAUUUUUGAAGCUUUUCCAAAACUUUCCCGACACCGUGCUUCGCAAGACGAAAAAAAUCGCAAGACGACAAAACUCGCGGAACGAAUUAAUUUCGUCUUGCGAGGCACCACUGUACUGGGAAAACCAUAGCUUUUACUAUACGGACCUUUGUUGGCAAGGUGAUGUCUCUACUUUUUAAGAUGCUGUCUAGGUUUUUCAUUGCUUUUCUCCCAAGAAGCAGGUGUCUCUUAAUUUUGUGGCUGCUGUUGCCAUCUGCAGUGAUCAUGGAGCCCAAGAAAGUAAAAUCUCUCACUGCCUCCAUUUCUUCCCCUUCUAUUUGCCAGGAGGUGAUGGGACCAGUGGCCAUGAUCUUCGUUUUUUUGAUGUUGAGCUUCAGAACAUAUUCUGCGCUCUCCUCUUUCACCCUCAAUAAAAGGUUCUUUAAUUCCUCCUCACUUUCUGCCAUCAAGGUUGUGUCAUCUGCAUAUCUGAGGUUGUUGAUAUUUCUUCCGGCAAUCUUAAUUCCGGCUAGGGAUUCAUCCAUACCUUACAGGCCUUCAAAGUAGGCCCCCUCUGAUACAAUGCACCAUUGACAACAGCUUCUCUCGUCACAGCAGCUUGGACAUGUGAAAUGUUGGAAAAUCCGUGCCCUUUCAGAGCAGAUUUCAGUUUUGGAAAAAGAAAAAAAUCAACUGGGGCUAGAUCGGGAGAAUAUGGAGGGUGGGACAACCCAGUAAUGAUUUCAUGCGGAAUACGCAAUUCUUCCGCCAUCAUUCGAAUGGACAAAUGCCGAUCCCGCAUCAGUAAUUCACAAACUCUGUUGACAUUUGCCGCCAUUCUGCUCAUCGAUGGUCUUCCAGACUGAGGGUCAUCUUCAGUGGUUUGCCGCCCUUCAUGGAAACGCUUAAACCACACAUACAGUGUCUUUUGAGUUACAGCUUCAUCUCCAUACACAAUUAUGAGUAUUUCAUGGGUUUCCAAUGCCAAUUGUAUGCUUGAAUAUUUCUCACUGUCCCAUUUUUGUGACCAUUCACCAAACUUUCCAGUCACACCUUGUAUAUACAACUUGGAUCUCUAAUUUUUAUAUCAGAUCCAAUAUACCAUAUUUUUCGCUCUAUAGGACGCACUGGACCAUAGGACGCAACUUGUUUUAGAGGGGGAGAACAGGAAAAAAAUAAUUCUCCCCCUCUCUGCUCAGCACCCCUUCAGUGAAGCGGCAGGAGAAACGGAGCCCCUUCCAUUUCUCCUCUCACUUUGCUGAAUGGGCGCUGUGCAGAGAGGGAAAACUGUGGAGCGCCUCUCUAGCGAAGCGAAGCCUGGAGAGCAAGAGGGAUCAGUGUGCACUGACCCCUCUCACUCUCCAGGCUUCAGACAGCUAUCCACAAGCCUUCGGAGCGCAGUGGGAACUCCUGCUGCGCUCCAAAGGCUUGCGGAUAGCUGCCUGAAGCCUGAAGCCUCCACAGCGCAGCGGGAACUUCGCUCCAUAAGACGCACACACAUUUCCCCUUAAUUUUUGAAGGGGAAAAGUGCGUCUUAUAGAACAAAAAAUACAGUAUUUAUUUUAAGACUGGUGUCAUAAAGCAGGACCUGAGCAGAAGAGCUUUCUCCCCAGCUGCAAUUUCCAGCAGCUGGUAUUCAGAAGCAUUACUGCCUCUGAUAGUGGUGGCAGCACACCAUCCUUGUGACUAGUACCCAUUGGUAUGAGUGAUUGCUAGGAGUCUUGCUAACUUGAUCAGGAGAGCUGCAGUGGAGCCUGCUAAUGGACAAGGGAAAGCAAGAAGGAAGCCGCUGGAGGGUGGAGAAAGGUGUGUUGUAAUGAAACAGCCUAUUUGUCCAAAGGGAAGAUUUGCAUUUGCUUUCCAUUUUUGUCUCAGGUCCCACCCACAGCUGCAAUGUGGCCCCCACAAGGUUGCACAGAAACGAAUGUGGCCCUAGGGGUGAAAAGGAUUCCCAGCACUAGCAAUACGUAAUGCAGGAAAACAGUCAUUUUCUGUGAAGUGUAUGAUGUUGAGUGUGGGUGAUAUCUUGUUUUCUCUUUAGAUUUCGUUUAGCACCUGAGCAUCCCUAUCCAGUCCCUGUGCUGGACUGUUUAACUUCUACAAUACACUUUCUGAAGAAUGCAAAGGAAUACGGAGUGGACCCCAACUGCAUUGCCAUUGCUGGGGAGAGUAGCGGAGGCACAUAUGCUGCAGCUAUUUGUCAAGAACUGGUGACCAGAGAGGGCCUCCCAAGACUGCGAGCUCAGGUCCUCAUCAACCCAUUCCUACAACCAGGGGACUUUAAUUUGCCAUCCUAUCAGCAAAACCAAUCAGUUCCUCCCUUGUUCAGGAAACGAGUUAUCAAAUUUGGUUUAAGAUAUUUCACUGGGAAGGACAUGAACGUGGACCCAUUUAUAAAAGGCGCCCAUAUCCCUCCUGAUUUGAGGGAGAAAUUCCAAAAAUGGCUAAGUCCUGAUAACAUUCCAGAAGAAUUUAAAGCUAGGGGCUAUGUUCCUGUAGAACCCGCUCCAUUUUCAAAAGAACUUUAUGAACAAGUUAAAAGAGGUACUGAGACAAUGUUUGCUCCCCUUUUAGCGGAGGAUGACAUAAUCCGCCAGCUCCCGGAGACUUUCCUUCUAACUUGUGAGUAUGAUGUUCUCCGGGAUGAUGGGCUGUUGUACAAGAAGCGGUUAUUGGACAACGGUGUGCCAGUGACACAUCAUCAUCUUACAGAUGCAUGCCAUUCAACAAUUUGCUAUUUGGGUUGGGGGCCACUUGAAUUUCCGAGCUCAAAGAAAUGUUUGCAGCAUGUGGUACAGUUCUUGAAAGGUUUAUAUAGAUGAAUGACCUUCUUUGUCUUCCAAUGGCAGCCUUCCCUUUCUGUGGGGGGACAAUCCCCCUUUCCUAGUGUCCCAAUCCUAAAGUAAGAAGAAAAGGUCAGAUCCAAAAUUCUAUCCAGUCAGAUUUAUUAAAAUCACCAUGACAUCUGUAAGUACCUAAGCAAAGCCCUUAGGUACUUAUUAAAAUCACCAUGACAUCUGUAAGUACCUAAGCAAAGCCCUGCUGGAUUGGGCCACUUCAUCCAGCAUCCUGUUCUCACAGUGACAAAAAAGAGGCCUCUUGAGAUGCCUGCAAGCAGUACCUGGGUGCAAGAAAAUUAUUCCUACUUGUGAUUCCUAGAAAGCAGCAUGCAGUGGCUUACAGCCUACAAUUGUGCAAACGUACCUAUAGCCUCCCCCAUGAAUUGGCCUGAUCCUCUUUUAAAGCCAUCCAACUGGGUCACCAAGUUAGCUCAUUCCAUUGACUAACUGUUGCUUCAAAAUAUUUGAAAGAUUUAGCAAUAACAGAGGAGCUCCUGUGCAAUAAACUAGACCGAUCUAAGCCCUUGUGAAUGAUAUGAACUCAUUUAAUUACAGCAACAUUAGACAGGAUUAUAGCGAAACUGAAGGGUGGGAAUAUAUUACCCGUCAAAAUUAGGGCCAUGAUACCUGAAGUAUCUUUCUAUAUGUACCUCUUCCAACCAGAUGUGUACACCUGAAAGCAGACCGGGAUCUACGAAAGAGGGUGAGGGACUGAUGAGAUAUGGUUCUGCUGCACAGCCCCAAGCUAUGUCCCCACAGCUAUUGUCAGCACUAACCAAAGUUUCCAGAACAUUUUGAAGGUCACCUUCAUGUGGAACCCAUUGCAGUAAUCCAAAUGGGAGGUCACUAGUGCUGAUCUUGACAGGAAGAUAAUGCCACAGGCCAGCAUGGGGAGAUGAUGGGGGUAAGGAGGAAAAGGACACAGAAUAAGAGCUCCACUGCAAAGGGAAAUGGUGGCGAGCUCCGUGUUGUCCUAUUAAGGAAGGUACGGUCCAGGCUGUCAGGGCUUUGAGGGUGAGCACCAGGGCUAGGCGCCCCCUGAAAAAUCCCCACGGAAGUGUGGGGACUUCAGGGGUCCAGCGGAGCAUUGGUAACUCACCAUAAUCCGACACCCCGGCUGCUGGCGCUGCGUCAGGGAAGAAAGAGGCUUGAGUCCGCGUCUGCAGCCAAAGCCACAUACCGCCACCGUAAGCAGUGGAUUUUCCAAUUAAGAGGUACCGUAUUUUUCGCUCUAUAAGACGCACCAGACCACAAGACGCACCUAGUUUUUGGAGGAGGAAAACAAGAAAAAAAAUAUUCUGAAUCUCAGAAGCCAGAACAGCAAGAGGGAUUGCUGGGCAGUGAAAGCAGCAACCCCUCUUGCUUUUCUGGCUUCUGGGAUAGCUGCACAGCCUGCAUUCGCUCCAUAAGAUGCACACACAUUUCCCCUUACUUUUUAGGAGGGAAAAAGUGAGUCUUAUAGAGCAAAAAAUACGGUACAAACCAAAUAAAGCUUUUAGAGAAGAAAUUAGGUUUAAAUUGACUGAUUUUGUAAAAAGGAAGUCAAAAAGGAAGUCAGCUUCCGAUUUCUGCAGGCAAGCUCUGCAAGGUGACUUUUUGUGAAUGGGAGCAGAGAGUAAUGGCAGCUAAUGGAGACUUUGUAGUAUUCUGACUUUUGAGGGGCUCUCUUUCUAUUAGACACAUAUUAGUUCCAGUUGUGUCAAGUUGUCCUUUGGAUACUCGUGGGAUACAAUUUGACAGCUGGACAGAGUUUGACAGAUUGAUACUUUGGCAGAGUAGAAAGCAAAAAGACUUGUAUAAAAGAGUUGUGGAAAUACAAGCUUUAAUUUUAAGCCCUGGAACUUGGUGGUACAAAACCGAGGCUAAGCAGCAGAACUCUAUUAUAUUGGGGAAGAAAUUCCCCAAGAAGGAAAGAGAACCUGGAAUAGCUGGAGUUAUAUUCAGUACCUACUGUAGACCAGGGGAAUUUAUGCAAUACUACCUGCCAACAAUUUUGGAUAUUCUUGGACGCAUAUCUCUCAAACCUUAAAAUUGGAAGACUUGGAUUACAAUAUAUUGGAGAACCAUAGAAUCAUAGAAUCAUAGAGUUGGAAGAGACCACAAGGGCCAUCGAGUCCAACCCCCUGCCAAGCAGGAAACACCAUCAGAGCACUCCUGACAUAUGGUUGUCAAGCCUCUGCUUAAAGACCUCCAAAGGAGGAGACUCCACCACACUCCUUGGCAGCAAAUUCCACUGUCGAACAGCUCUUACUGUCAGGAAGUUCUUCCUAAUGUUUAGGUGGAAUCUUCUUUCUUGUAGUUUGGAUCCAUUGCUCCGUGUCCGCUUCUCUGGAGCAGCAGAAAACAACCUUUCUCCCUCCUCUAUGUGACAUCCUUUUAUAUAUUUGAACAUGGCUAUCAUAUCACCCCUUAACCUCCUCUUCUCCACGCUAAACAUGCCCAGCUCCCUUAGCCGUUCCUCAUAAGGCAUCGUUUCCAGGCCUUUGACCAUUUUGGUUGCCCUCCUCUGGACACGUUCCAGUUGGUCAGUGUCCUUCUUGAAUUGUGGUGCCCAGAACUGGACACAGUACUCCAGGUGAGGUCUGACCAGAGCAAAAUACGGUGGCACUAUUACUUCCCUUGAUCUAGAUGCUAUACUCCUAUUGAUGCAGCCCAGAAUUGCAUUGGCUUUUUUAGCUGCCGCAUCACACUGUUGGCUCAUGUCAAGUUUGUGGUCAACCAAGACUCCUAGAUCCUUUUCACAUGUACUGCUCUCAAGCCAGGUGUCACCCAUCUUGUAUUUGUGCCUCUCAAUUUUUUGCCCAAGUGCAAUACUUUACAUUUCUCCCUGUUAAAAUUCAUCUUGUUUGUUUUGGCCCAGUUCUCUAAUCUGUCAAGGUCGUUUUGAAGUGUGAUCCUGUCCUCUGGGGUGUUAGCCACCCCUCCCAGUUUGGUGUCAUCUGCAAAUUUGAUCAGGAUGCCCUUGAGUCCAUCAUCCAAGUCGUUGAUAAAGAUGUUGAAUAAGACCGGGCCCAAGACAGAACCCUGUGGCACCCCACUCGUCACUCUUCUCCAGGAUGAAGAGGAACCAUUGAUGAGCACCCUUUGGGUUCAGUCAGUCAGCCAGUUACAAAUCCACUGAGUGGUAGCAUAGUCAAGACCGCAUUUUACCAGCUUCUUUACAAGAAUAUCAUGGGGCACCUUGUCAAAUGCCUUGCUGAAAUCAAGGUAGGCUACAUCCACUGCGUUCCCUUCAUCUACCAGGCUUGUAAUUCUGUCAAAAAACGAGAUCAGGUUAGUCUGACAUGACUUAUUUUUCAGAAAUCCAUGCUGACUAUAGGUGAUCACAGCAUUCCUUUCUAGGUGCUCACAGACUGUUUGCUUAAUGAUCUGCUCCAGAAUCUUCCCUGGUAUUGAUGUCAGACCGACUGGGCAGUAAUUAUUUGGGUCCUCUCUUUCCCCCUUUUUGAAAAUAGGGACAACAGUUGCCCUCCUCCAGUCUGCCGGGACUUCGCCUGUUCUCCAGGAAUUCUCAAAGAUGACUGCCAGUGGUUCUGAGAUCACAUCUGCCAGUUCUUUUAAUACUCUUGGAUGCAGUUCAUCUGGCCCUGGAGACUUGAAUACAUCUAAACUAGCCAAGUAUUCUUGUACUAUCUCCUUAGUUAUUCUGGGCUGUGUUUCCUUUGCUGAAUCAUUUGCUUCAAAUUCUUCAGGUCGAGCAUUGUUUUCUUUAUCGGAGAAGACUGAGGCAAAGAAGGCAUUGAGGAGUUCAGCCCUUUCUGUGUCCCCUGUUUGCAUUUCACCAUCUUCUCCUCUGAGUGACCCCACUGUUGUUCUUCCUUUUGCUACGAACAUACCCAUAAAAGCCUUUUUUGUUGCUUUUAACCUCUCUAGCAAGCCUGAGUUCAUUCUGUGCUUUAGCUUUUCUGACUUUGUGUCUACACGUGCUGGCUAUUUGUUUGAAUUCCUCUUUGGUGGUUUCCCCCUUUUCCAUUUUUGUACACAUCCUUUUUAAUCUUAACUCAGUUAAAAGUUCUUUAGAUAGCCACCCUGGCUUCUUUAGGCACCUUCCAUGUUUCCGUCUCAUUGGUAUUGCCUGACGUUGUGCUUUUACUAUCUCCCUCUUAACAAACUCCCAGCCAUCAUGAACUCCCUUUCCUUUUAGUAUUACUGUCCAUGUGAUCUCACCCAGCACUUCCCUAAGUUUUAUGAAGUCGGCUUUCUUAAAGUCAAGAAAUUGAGUCCUAGUAUGCUUGGCUGCUCCUUUCCGCUGUAUAGUAAACUUCAGAAGAGCAUGAUCACUCGCGCCUAAUGAUCCUUCCACUUCUACCCCACUAACCAGGUCAUCAACAUUGGUUAGGACCAGAUCUAAAAUGGCUGUUCCUCUUGUUGCUUCUCCCACUUUCUGGACAAUGAAGUUGUCUGCAAGGCCAGUGAGGAAUCUGUUUGACCUUAUGCUCUUGGCUGAGUUUGACAUCCAACAAAUAUCUGGGUAAUUGAAGUCCCCCAUUACUACUAUCUCCCUUCCUUUUGCAUGCUUGGCCAUCUGUUCCAGGAAGGCAUCAUCUAUGUCCUCCGUUUGGCUUGGGGAUCUAUAGUAAACUCCCACAAUGAGGUCACUGUUAUUCUUCUCUCCCUUAAUUUUGACCCAAAUGCUCUCACUUUGGCUUUGAGGUUCUAAAUCUUGGAUCUCUUCACAGGUAUACACAUCCCUGACAUAUAACGCCACUCCCCCUCCUUUCUUGUCUGGUCUGUUUCUCUGAAAUAGAUUGUAUCCCCCCAUUAUUACAUUCCAAUCGUGGGAUCCAAACAAUACAUUUGGAUUUAUAUUUUGGAUUGCAAUUAUAAAUUUGGAUCACCUCUUAUUUGCCACCACCUCUUUGAAAAGGAAAAGAACUACUGAAGAGAAGUACACAAUUCUAUAUUAAUAGUUUCUGUUGGUUUUUGUUUAAUUCUAGGCUUUGAUCUGGGUAAGAAAUGUCCUAUUUGAUAUAGGGUAUGUAAUUUUGAACAUAGAAAGAUUUGGCUGGGGUGCAAGGGGUCUGAGAGCAACAACAGCCAUUUUCUGAUUUUUAUCGGUUUAUUGGACUUUUUUAAAAAUUUCUUUUUAUUAAUUUUCAUUAACCAAACAAAAACAAACAAAAACAAAAAAACAGAACAAAAAAAACCAGACAAACAAAAACAACACUAAAUACUAACAUAAUGAUAAUUGACUUCCCUCCAUCUCGAUUUUGGACUAUAUAACAUAAUAAUUCCUUUCUGCAGUUUUCAUUUUACAACAUCUACACAUCGCAAGAAUUAUGUUAAGCCUACUGUGGUUUUUAGGUCUCUUGAAUCUGCUUCAAUGUAUGUUAUAAAUUUGGUCCAAUCAUUAAUAAACUUUGUACCUUUUUGUUGUCUGAUGUUCUGCGUCAUUUUUGCCAAUUCUAUAUAUUCAAAUAGUUUAAUUUGCCAAUCUUUAAUGGUUGGGAUAUUUGGGGUCUUCCAGUUUUGUGCUAUCAGGAGCCUGGCAGCUACAGUUGCAUAUUGGAACACUGUCUGAUCUUCUUUCUUGAUCUCUUCUCCAAUCAUUCCCAAAAGGAAGACUUCAGGUUUUUUAGCAAAAGUGUAUUUAAGUAUUUUUUUUCAGUUCAUUAUAUAUAAGUUCCCAAAAAAUUUUUAAUCUGGAAAUGUAAGAUCAAGGAGGGAAAUUUCUACCAUAUGUGGUGGAUGUGCGAAGAAAUAUUUUAAAAAAUUGGUUUAUUGGACUUUUUACUCUCUCCCAUCUUUUUGUUGUUUUUUUCAUUGUAUGGCAGGGACUGGUAGGGAGGGGGAAAACAUUUAAAGGGUAAAGGAAAACUAUGGUUUAGCCUGGGAGUGGUAAAAUACUUUCACUUUUGGGCAGAACCAAGAAACGCAGGUGUGACCUUGAACAGAUCAUAAUAUCCCAGGCUCAACUCUUCCAUUCUUGGGCAAGGUGAUUGAGUGAGUGGUUGCUGAACAACUCCAGGCACGCCAUUUGGAUCCCUUCCAGUCGGGAUUCAGGCCUCAUCAUGGGACUGAAACUGCCUUGGUCGCACUGGUCGAUGAUCUCCGGCGGGCUAGGGACAAAGGUGAGAGCUGUUUCCUGGUUCUGCUGGAUCUCUCAGCAGCUUUUGACACCAUCAACCGCCAAGACCAUAUAGCACCAGUCUUGAAAGACCUACACUGGCUCCUAGUACGUUUCUGAGCACAACUCAAAGUGUUGGUGCUGACCUUUAAAGCCCUAAAUGGCCUCGGUCCAGUAUACCUGAAGGAGCGUCUCCACCUCCAUCGUUCUGCCCGGACACUGAGGUCCAGCGCAGAGGGCCUUCUGGCGGUUCCCUCACUGCAAGAAGCCAAGUUACAGGGAACCAGACAGAGGGCCUUCUCGGUAGUGGCACCCGCCCUGUGGAACGCCCUCCCACCAGAUGUCAAAGAUUCAAACCGUUAAAAUUCCAACUUAAUAUUUUAAGAUUGGCCAUCGUCAGAGUCACUUACAAUAUCUGUUUUUCCACCUGAUGCUCCUUCCAGUGAAAGCCACUCCAAAGCAGCUGCUUGUUCUGCUAGUGGGUUGUCCUGUCCAGCGUUUAGGUCUCUUCUGUGUUUUUCAAAAAAUUCUUUGGCCUGGUAUUCUGUUGUCAGCCUAUAUAUCUUUUUCAUAAAUGUAAACAAGAUCCCCUCUGGGUAUUUCCAUUUAUAUUUAAUGUCUACUCUUCUCUACGCUGUCUCUUCCUGUACACGUGCACGUCUCCUAUCAAUAGCAGAUUUCCUUGUGACGGCUCCUGUGUCUUGUUUACCAGCCAUUUCUAGGCCAGAAAGUUUCCCCAUAACUGAAUGCUUUUAUUUUGAACUGUAUAUUGUGAUCGAAAUCUUCCAACCUUUAAGCUUAAAAUAUAUAUGUCCAGAAUGUCCAAAGCCCAAAAUUUAUAAAACCCAAAAUGUAAAUCCAAAUAUAUUGUAAUCCAAAAUUUCCAACCGUUAGGCUUAAAAUACGUACAUCCAGAAUGUCCAAAGAUAUUAAUUUCUUGGCAGGUAGUAUUGCGUAAAUCCCCUGGUCUUCAAUAAGCACUAAAUAUUACCGGUAAUUCCAAAGCUAUUCCAGGUUCUCCUUCCUUCCUGGGGAAUUUCUCCCCUAGUGUGAUGGAGAGUUCUCCUGCUUAGCUUUGGCUUUGUGCCACUAAGUUCCAGGGUUUAAAAUUGGGGCUUGUAUUUCCACAACACUUUUAUCCAAGUCUUUUUACUUUCUACUCUGCCAAAGUAUCAGCCUGUCAAAUUCGGUACAAAUCUGCGCAGAAAUGUCAGCCGGGGGGGGGGGGGGGCGGCUCAGGAGGGCAAGUUCACAUGCUCCGCUGGACCGCUAGGAUCCCCACUCCUCUGUGGGGAGGUUUUUUUUUUGGGGGGGGGCGCCUAGCUGUGCCAAGCUUGACCAGCUGUCGACAGAGAAAACUGAAAACCUGGAUGCUGCCUCUUUUUAUAAAUAAAUGAAAUAAAUGAAAAGUGGAGUUGCUAGGGGCCUAUCCAGUCCCUGUGCUGGACUGUUUAACUGUUGCAUACACUUUCUGAAGAAUGCAAAGGAAUACGGAGUGGACCCCAACUGCAUUGCCAUUGCUGGGGACAGUAGUGGAGGCACAUAUGCUGCAGCUAUUUGUCAAGAACUGGUGACCAGAGAGGGCCUCCCAAGACUGCGAGCUCAGGUCCUCAUCAACCCAUUCCUACAACCAGGGGACUUUGAUUUGCCAUCCUAUCAGCAAAACCAAUCAGUUCCUCUCUUGUUCAGGAAACGAGUUGUUAAAUUUGGUUUGACAUAUAUCACUGGGAAGGAGAUAAAUGUGGACGGAGUGAUAAAAGGCGCUCAUCUCCCUCCUAAUUUGCGGGAGAAAUACCAAAAAUGGAUCAGUGCUGAUAACAUUCCAGAAGAAUUUAAGGCUAGGGGCUAUGUCCUUAAAGCUCCUGCGCCAUUUUCAGAAGAACUUUAUGAACAACAUAAAAGAGGUUUUGAGGCAAUGUUUUCACUCUUUGUUUACUGGUGUAAACAAAGUCUCACCUGGACUUCCCAACCUAUCUUUCCUUGA